This is a messenger RNA of Lolium perenne, 1315 nucleotides long. Its product is annotated as protein IRON-RELATED TRANSCRIPTION FACTOR 2. Lineage: Eukaryota; Viridiplantae; Streptophyta; Magnoliopsida; Poales; Poaceae. Gene Ontology annotation, biological process: regulation of transcription by RNA polymerase II. Gene Ontology annotation, molecular function: DNA-binding transcription factor activity, RNA polymerase II-specific; protein dimerization activity; RNA polymerase II transcription regulatory region sequence-specific DNA binding. The record is from RefSeq and is a predicted model, not a curated record. Gene Ontology annotation, cellular component: RNA polymerase II transcription regulator complex.
AGCUGACUCCACAUAGUACUCCAUGAAAAAUAGUAGUUAAUGCUAAUCACAUCUCCUCUAAAAACUUUACAACUAGUAGCAGGAAGGAUACUUCUAGCUAGGGUCUCAGAAUAAUGAUGUUAAUUAGCUAGCUUGGCUCGGUGGUUACCUAGCUAGGUUCCCUCUCUCAUCAUCCAUCAAUCCCUAAUCAACCUUGGAGCUCCCGGCCAGCAAUGGGGCACCAGCACCAGCUCUUCGACGACCCCUUCGCCAGCAGCAUCUCCACGCUGGAGGCAGAUAUCUUCUCUGGUGCCGGGGGACACCAGCAGUGGCCGGAACUUGACGUCGACCUCGACCUCGACCUCGACGGGGACUACAGCAUCCCGGCGACGGCCCCGUCGGCGAACAAGGCCGGUACCUCCUCCGGCGGCUCGGGAUCCCACCGUAAGAUCAGCCACAACGCGUACGAGCGCGACCGCCGGAAGCAGAUCAACGGGCUCUACUCCUCCCUCCGCUCCCUCCUCCCUGACACCGAUCACACCAAGAAGCUGAGCGUUCCGAUCACAGUGACGAAGGUGCUGGAGUACAUCCCGGAGCUGCAGAAGCAGGUGGACACUCUGGAGAAGAAGAAAGAGAAGCUGACCCGAGCGAGCUGCAAUCCGGGCGUGCUCACCAUGAAGGAGAACACAGCUCCAAUCGUCUCCGCAACCUGCCUAGACGACAGGGACAUCAUGGUCCAGGUCAGCCUGCUGAGCAACAUGGUCGGUGCUCUGCCAAUGUCCAAGUGCAUCAAAGUGCUUGAGAACGAAGGGCUUCGCCUCAUCAGUUCGUCGACCUCCCCCUUUCAGAGCAGGACGUUAUAUAGCCUCCAUCUCCAGAGAACCCAACAAACAAUGGGAAAGGAUUGUCCGGCAUUCUGUCAUGAACUGGAGAAUGCCAUCAAGAAGAAAGCAGGACUAUAUCUACAGCACUAGUAACGAUGUGUGUUGUUGUAUUUAACUACCAUGAAUCACAAUGCAUGCACUAGAUAGUAUUGAUGCAUGCAUGUCAUAAUCUACGAUCUGUUUACGGAGGUCUGUACACGGUUGAAGGACACGGCGAGGGAUACUGUUUCCCUACAUGGGUGACAGCAUAAUCUACGGAUUGGGCCUCCGUCUUCACCUUAGGCGUUUUACAUUUGCUCAUGUCUGAUAUGUAAUUCUCCUUUUUUAGCACUCCAGACUUUUGAGACUUUUUAAACGGCUGUGUGCAUCUUAGCUAUGUAGAGGUCGAGUGUAAUUGUUUUUUAUGAUUUUAUGAGUAAUAAAGCGCCUAUUAUAAAAAAAUGCCAUAAUGA